Aureobasidium pullulans EXF-150 is the source of this 1752-nucleotide messenger RNA. Its product is annotated as periplasmic binding protein-like II. NCBI's taxonomy places the organism in Eukaryota, Fungi, Ascomycota, Dothideomycetes, Dothideales, Saccotheciaceae. The transcript is spliced from 2 exons. The record is from RefSeq and is a predicted model, not a curated record. The coding region runs from base 372 to 1547 and encodes 391 amino acids.
UGUGCAAUCGAUUGAUGAUUUAUCUAGGUUCGAGGGUCCGUGGCUUGUUACAAGACAGAGAGCGAAUUGAUGUUUGCGGGUCCUCGUUGACCCGAUCACGCAACUGGAUGAGACCUGAGCGCAACGCGGAAACCAUCCAUGUGCUUGAUAAUCGCGUGCCAAGCACAGAUUGGUCGGCAAUAUUGACUACAACCUUUAUGGCGAACAAUGCUUGAUAAUUAUCAAGAACCUCGACGGAGAAAUUCCGUGAAAGGGUAUUAUGGGAGUGAAAUCUUCUGCAGAUAUAAAGCUUGAGUGCCUGUCGAGCAACAGAAGAAGCAUCAGCCCCAAUCGUCUGCCAUUAUCCUCUGUUCAAGAGAGACAUUGCUAUCAUGAAGUUUUGCGAGACAAUAUUUGCACUGGCUUUCACAGCCCCUGCCUUUUCUGCCAUUUUACCUCUCCCAAACUCCUUUCCCGGACACGCGGUCGAUAUUGACAACAGAACCCUGGAUCAGAUCUACGCUGUUGCCAGAAACGAAACUGGCGAGCUCAUAGUGCUUUGGGGCGGUGACGGUGGGUGUCCAGACAAAUCUCUGUGCUCUUUAGGAAGGUUCGCUGACAGCAAUCUUGCAGAAAUCAGCCAAGGCGACCCAACUAUUGCUGCCUGGAAAGCCAGAUUCCCGGAUGUCAAGCUGAACUUGACCGUCGAUGUGUCUAAAUAUCACGAUAGCCGUGUCAAUCGACAGUAUCAACGUAACGGCGAUGACGGUGCUGAUAUCGCUGUUCUGCAGACCCUGCAUGACUUUGGUAGAUGGAAGCGCGAGGGCAGACUGUACCCCUACAAGCCUGCUGAUUGGGACAACGUCUACUCUGCCAUCAAGGACCCUGAGGGUAAUUUUCUCGGAGCUUUUAUUUACCAAUUUGGCGACUUGAUCUAUAAUACUGAUCUCUUGAAUGAGACGGAGGUGCCCUCGAUCUUUGGCGAGUUGAUCAACCCUGUCUGGAAAAGUAAGCUCGCAUUGACCUACCCCAAUGACGAUGAUGCUAUCACCUAUCUCUUCUCCAUCAUCAUCGAGAACUACGGUUGGGAGUGGUUCGAUACAUUGCUUCAGCAAAAUAUUCAGUGGAUUCGCGGUACAGGCCAACCUGCCGACCUUAUCAGCCAGACCAAUACUACACGCGCCCUCUCUUUCACAACAAACCUCAACGGCGCGGAAAACCUGGCCAGCAAGACCCCCAGCGAUGCCCGUGUCCUCUGGCCGCAGACCGGUGGCAUCUUCACCACAACCUCCCGUCCUGAAAGUGCCAAACUCUUCAUGAGUUGGCUCGUCAGCGAUGAGUAUCAGCAGCAAUUUGUCGACACUGGUUCCUACACAGUACGCAAAGACCUCGAAUCAACCUCUGGCAGUGUGUGGGACGACAAAGUGACCCCCCUUACGCAAUUUGCGACCUUCAUGGAGAACCGCGAUCUGGUCGAGUGGUGGAGACUGCAAUUUGAAACGUCGAUUGGGACUGCUCAGGGCUUGAGUCCUGUGUUGUCCGAAUAUGGGCGUCGGACCACAUUGUAAGGGCCAGGCACACUCCUCGGACACCUCUACUUGUCUUCUAAAGCCUAUUGAUCGUCACUGAAUAAUGAUUCGUGAUGAUCAGAGAUGCGACGUCUACACACCAAGUUUACACAUCAAAAAUUGUAAAGGGGACUGAGAAGAGAGUAUGGUAAUAAGGAGACUCGUUGAAAGGCAGGAAUGUCAUGAUCCUCUAAAAGCAUGUUCG